AUGACUGGUGCGAACGAUGACAUUGCAAUUUUAAUGUCCUCGAAUCUAUUCGACGAUGUCAUAGACGGGGUUGCACCAGAUACUUCAUUCUAUGCAAACGACGUGGAGUAUAAGUAUGGCUACUAUCUCACAGACGGUAUUUAUCCCGAGUGGGCGACGUUGGUAAAAACUCUUUCGUGUCCAGAUGACGAAAAAAGAUUGUAUUUCAAGAAAAAACAAGAGUCAGCAAGAAAAGAUAUCGAGCGGGCUUUCGGUGUGCUAAAAAAGAGAUGGUCUAUCAUCGCCCAGCCGUCGAGGAUACUUGAAAAAAGUAAAAUGAGAAACAUCAUGUAUACGUGUAUCAUUUUGCAUAACAUGAUAAUGGAGGACUAG
This is a messenger RNA of Helianthus annuus (common sunflower), 372 nucleotides long. RefSeq lists its product as uncharacterized. NCBI's taxonomy places the organism in Eukaryota, Viridiplantae, Streptophyta, Magnoliopsida, Asterales, Asteraceae. The record is from RefSeq and is a predicted model, not a curated record. The transcript has a single exon. Bases 1 to 372 code for a protein of 123 amino acids.